Arvicola amphibius (Eurasian water vole) is the source of this 1869-nucleotide messenger RNA. RefSeq names its product zinc finger protein 419-like. Gene Ontology annotation, molecular function: DNA-binding transcription factor activity, RNA polymerase II-specific; RNA polymerase II cis-regulatory region sequence-specific DNA binding. Gene Ontology annotation, biological process: regulation of DNA-templated transcription. The record is from RefSeq and is a predicted model, not a curated record. NCBI's taxonomy places the organism in Eukaryota, Metazoa, Chordata, Mammalia, Rodentia, Cricetidae.
UGUAACUUCCUGGACCCGUCAGUAUGGUUUACUGAGAACUGGUUUCUUCUGCUUUGCCUAUGAUAAGAAAACCGGAGGCUUAGAAGCACUAGUCCUUCGUCGCAGAGACGGAUCUGAGGUUUAUGACGACACCUGUGACCCGAUCCAGGCUUGAAGUAGGAAUAAGCCAUGUCCCAGGGCCCCACCAUUCUGUGGAGCCCUAUGGUGAUCGUGGAGGCUGCGGGUGGAGCCCUGCCCCAGGUUUCCCAUUAUUCAUUGAAACCUGGCAACCAGGAAGAGGGCUGUGUGUCCUUUGAGGACGUGGCUGUGUACUUCUCCUGGGAGGAAUGGAAGCUGCUUGAUGACUCCCAAAGGCUCCUGUACCGGACUGUGAUGACCGAGAUCUUCGAACUUGUUUCCUCGCUGAGACUUGAACUUUCUGGGAUCAAGGACAUAACUCGGGUGGAGUCUUGCGGAGAUCUCUCCACGCCUGCACUGAGAUUCCCGACUCCAUGUUUGUGGACAGGUUGUUGGAUCAAAGUGGAGAGUGAAGCGUCCCCCUUUGAGCAGAGUCUGUCUGCGGAAGGAGACCUUAGUGCAUCUGUGCUCCAGCAGCAAGUGCUGAGCUGUGCUGAGACACCCUUACUAAGUGCAGACAACGCGAUGAUCAUCCAGACUUCCUCAGGUCUUCUCAAGUAUCAGGUGACUUCUAGUGACGGGGAGACACCCAGGACCACUGAGAAUGGAGAGGCCAUUCACCCCGAGAAGAAGACCUGCAAAUGCAGUUACUGUGGCAAAGUCUUUACUAGUAUCUCUCACCUUAAUCGGCACUGGAAGAUACACACUGGAGAAAAACCUUUUCAGUGCAGCGAGUGUGGGAAAUCCUUCAGCCAGAAAGCCUUUCUCAUCAAGCAUUUCAGAAUGCACACUGGAGAGAAGCCUUAUAGGUGCAGUGAAUGUGGCAAAGCCUUCAAGCAUAAUAUCUCCCUCAUUUCCCAUCAGGGACUUCACACAGGAGAAAUGCCUUUCAAGUGCAACGAAUGUGGGAAAUCGUACAGGAGCAGAGAAGGCCUUAAAGUUCAUUAUCGGUUUCACACCGGGGAAAUGCCUUUUGAGUGCCAGCGAGUGGGGAAAUCGUACAGGAGCAGGGAAGGCCUUUUGAAUCAUUUCUACAGUCACACUGCGGAGAAGCCUUUCAGCUGCAGCGAAUGUGGGGAGUAUUUCACCCAAAACUCUGACCUCAUUGAACAUCUUACAGUCCACGGCAAACCGUUCAAGUGCAAUGAGUGUGGGAGAGUCUUUAAUUCAAGUUACAACUUCGUUAGACACAUGAAAGUUCACAUUGUAGCCAAGCAGUAUGCGUGCAGGGAGUGUGACAAAGUGUACUGCAGUAGCUCUAGCCUGUAUAAACACCGCAAGAUUCACACUCGAUAAAUAGCUAAGGAGGGCCCUGGGGUAAGAAGUCCCUUGCCUGAAAUCUCGGCAGAACACAAGUGAUGGAUGCUUCAGAGCACGUGGCGGCACCGUUCACACACCUCCAACCCGUAAAAGUGGCGAGGUCACGGGGGCUAGGAUGUGUCAUGAACCCAUGAAUUCAGGGAUCCAUGUUUGAGGUCUCCGAUCAGAAGUGUUUUCUGGAAACACCGUGACUCCACGUAGGUUUCUGAGUGCAGAGAUUGUAGGGAACAGCGUCGGCCACUGGCGGAACUUCAGCUCUGGGACCCGAACCUGACCUUCGGGGAGGGCUUCUGAGAGGGCUCCUGUGGGACUCAGUGUGGUUGGGGGAGGAGCAGAGUGGCCUUGGAUCUAUAAUGAAAGGCGACUUCUCCUUUUACUGAGUGUUACAGUGCCCUGAAUAAAUGCUUGUCUUUCCUGCUCUGUAGUCUUUCA